GGACCUUUUGCCAACCAAACCAAGCCUAUGAAAAAUGUCCCUACAAUUCCCACGGCCAGCUCCAUGGAGGAACAACAAUUUGACUUUACUGCAAAAGGAAAAUCCCCUUACAGAACAAGGAGAGACUAUUAUCGGCAUCUAUCUCCUAGCACUGGGCUGGUUAUCAUGGUUUGGAAACAGUAUUGUAAUAUUCGUACUAUACAAGCAGAGGGCCAAUUUGCUACCCACUGAUUAUCUAACCUUUAACCUGGCUGUGUCAGACGCAAGCACAUCUGUCUUCGGAUAUUCUAGAGGAAUCAUUGAAAUCUUCAAUGUUUUCAGGGAUGAUGGUUUUCUAAUUACUUCCAUAUGGACCUGCCAGGUUGAUGGAUUUCUCACUCUUCUAUUUGGUCUAGCCAGUAUAAAUACUCUUACUCUUAUCAGUGUAACUCGGUACAUUAAAGGCUGUCAUCCUCAAAGAGCAAACUGCAUUAGCAAUGGCAGUAUCACUAUCUCUCUGGCCUUAAUCUGGAUUGCAGCUCUGUUUUGGUCAGUUGCACCACUCCUAGGAUGGGGAAGCUACAGAGAUCGCAUGUACGGGACGUGUGAAAUUGAUUGGACCAAGGCCAGCUUCUCUACAAUAUAUAAAUCAUAUAUUAUAUCCAUUUUUAUCUGCUGCUUCUUCCUUCCUGUGAUGGUCAUGGUCUUCUGCUAUGUGUCAAUUAUUAAUACUGUUAAAUCAAGCCGUGCUUUGACAAGUGAAGGGGAUCUUUCAGAAAGACAAAGAAAAAUGGAACGAGAUGUUACCAGGGUUUCUGUUGUCAUUUGUACAGCAUUUAUUGUUGCCUGGUCUCCGUAUGCUGUCAUAUCUAUGUGGUCUGCCUGUGGUUACUAUGUGCCAAGCCUCACAAGUAUCCUUGCCGCUCUUUUUGCAAAAUCAGCUAGUUUUUAUAAUCCCUUGAUCUAUUUUGGCAUGAGCUCCAAGUUCCGAAAAGAUCUGUGUGUUGUGCUGCCAUGUGCAAAAGCCCAAAAGGAUCCAGUCAAGCUAAAGCGCUACAAGGACAAGAAGCAGGGGUCGGCCCCUCGAGCAAGGGAACAAACUGAGAUCGAGCACCCUGUCCAACUACAGCCAGCACCAAGCCAGGACUCUGGGGUGGGAAGCCCAAGCAAUACUCCUCCCCUUCGAACAAAGGAUGUCCAUAUUGUAGAUAUAGAUUUAGUGUCUGAUAAUCCCAGCUAUGAAUGUGAUCGAUUAUGAGAGAGAUACUCCAGUAAUGUUUUAUAAGCACGUAUCAUAUUUUUACCUGAACAAAUAAAUGUUGUGAUAUUUA
Xenopus tropicalis (tropical clawed frog) is the source of this 1310-nucleotide messenger RNA. It is a transcript of the gene opn6a, whose product is annotated as opsin 6, alpha. Gene Ontology annotation, cellular component: membrane. Gene Ontology annotation, molecular function: G protein-coupled receptor activity. Gene Ontology annotation, biological process: detection of visible light; signal transduction; G protein-coupled receptor signaling pathway. The record is from RefSeq and is marked predicted. NCBI's taxonomy places the organism in Eukaryota, Metazoa, Chordata, Amphibia, Anura, Pipidae.